AUGCCCACCCGGAAAUCCACCUCCGACGCCCCCGCCGACACAGACGGCCCCUCGCCGCAGCCGCAGACCUCCCCGGUACAGAACGUCCAAGCAACAGAGCAGCAGCUCAAAGCUCGCGCCGAGGGCGUGAGCAUAGAGGACUACCUCCUCCCGCGGUCCCUCACCCUCCGGCUGGCAAAGUCCGUCCUCCCGCCCAACACAGCCAUACAGAAGGAUGCGGUGCUAGCGAUCCAGAAGGCUGCGACGGUGUUUGUGUCGUAUCUUGCUUCGCAGGUUGGGGCGGCUGGGGCUGGUGAUGGGGGUGAUAUGCUGACUGGAAGUGGUAGCGCGAACGAGGCGACCCUCAAACGGACGAUUGCCCCUGCGGAUGUCUUCGCCGCGUUGUCCGAGUUGGAGUUCGAUGCGUUCCAGCCUAGACUUGAGAAGGAGUUGGAGGCGUUUACGGAGAUGAAGGCUGGGAAGCGGAAGGCGAGGAAGAGUGGGACUGGGGUUAGUGCUGACGCUGGGGCUGAGGGGGCGGUGCGGCAGGCUGGAAAGGCUGGGGGUGAGGAUGACGAGGAGAGCACAGUGCGCGAGGCGAAGAGGGUGAAGCGGGUUGAGGGGGUGGGGUCGUCUCUUGCUCCGCCGGGGGAUGAGGAGGAGGAAGAUGACGAUGAUACCCAGGAGGAACAGGAGCAGGGGUUGGAGAAUGACGAGGAAGUUGAUGAAGAUGAGGAGGAUGAGGACGAGGACGAGGACGAGGAGGAUGAAGAUGAGACACAAGAAGAGGAUGACAUUGAUCGAGUGGAAGAUCUGGAUCGCGAUUCUCGACCGAGGCGGACGAUGGAUCCCGAUGCUGCCGGGGAUGAGACAGAUAGCGAAGACGAGUCGGGGCCUCGGACGCAGCUACAGAGUGGGCUGGGUUUGGGAUAG
Molecule: messenger RNA, 912 nt
Organism: Aspergillus thermomutatus
Lineage: Eukaryota; Fungi; Ascomycota; Eurotiomycetes; Eurotiales; Aspergillaceae
Gene: cbfA
Product: putative CBF/NF-Y family transcription factor
Exons: 3
Coding region: 1-912 (303 amino acids)
Biological process (GO): DNA damage response; leading strand elongation; heterochromatin formation
Cellular component (GO): CHRAC; epsilon DNA polymerase complex
Molecular function (GO): chromatin DNA binding; protein heterodimerization activity
Source: RefSeq, a predicted model, not a curated record